UUUAUCUUUUAUGCCAAAUUAUAUAUUUAAUCUAGAAAAAUGCGCGUAAUAAUGUAAUUUAUUUAUUCACUUAUUAUUGCAUCUUUUAUAAAUUACAUUUUUGUUAUUGUAUUAUUUCAAAGUUUAAUUCCAUAAACAUAAUUGAUAAAGCUUCCUCUAAAAGUUCCUGUAAGCGAUAUUAUAUUCUAAUAUAUGGAUUUACUUCUUAAGAAUGAAUUAAUUAUUCUACAUUUAUGCACAAUAUAGCAAUUAACUAUUAACUAUUAAGUAACAAUGAGGUUUCUUAAUAUUAUGAUAAUGUGUAUUGUUAAUAUUAUAGUAACAUCUACCUCUACUUGAUUACAACAUUUUCCUGUAAUUUUCAUAAACUCUGUAAUAUUUUUAAAUAUAUACAAUUAAAAUAUACAUUUUGAUACAGUUAACUGCUAUAUUUAAUAAGGAUAGAUAUGUAAUACUUUUAUGAAUGUAUGUAAUUUUUACAUCAUACAUGUGUAACUUAAAUAAAGAGCCGUAAAAUAAUAUAAAAUGCAAUUAAAGUAAAUAAAAUCUUGAAUUAAAGUAAAUAAACAUUCUCAUAUAUACAAUGAAAAUUUUGAAUUUUGUAAGUUUAAAGUGAUAUAAUUUUAUUAUUAUCCUAUUAUCAAAAGUGUUGUAUCGCAGAGGGCGAUAUCAUAGAACCGGUAUUGAGAAUACCACAUUACCCUAUUCUCAGUCAUUCCGAAUAUUUGAUUUAAAAAAAUUUACAUUUAUUUUUUACUAAGCAUUAAAAGAGAUCUGACAUAAUUUAUUAUAUGAUUUUAAUGUGAAUUCUUAUGCAAAUAGUAAAAAUUAAUUUUUAACAAAAAUGGGAACUGUUCAUGCGAAGGAAUCAAAUAUGUUUAGAAAUACAAACGAAUCUUCAAAUAAUGAAAAACAAAAUUUCAAAAAAGAUAAUCCUUCUUCACACAUUCAUGAGAAGAUGAAUUUACUUGAAAAAAGGAAAGAGAAAUCCAUUGAUCUUCAUUCAGUGAAGGCAAGAGUUGAUAGAAUACAUGUAGAUGGACUCAUGAGAACAAAAGAUGACAUAAUAAAAGCCCAAGUAACAGAAUUGUUUAAAGCUGAAGAUUUUUAUGAUAUUAUUUUACGUGCCUAUAAAGUGAGAGAACAAUUGCAAGGUUUAGGAUGUUUUGGGAAUAUUGGAAUUUACAUUGAUACCAGUCAAGGUCCUCAUGCUACCCCAGAAGGCGUUGAAGUCACUUUUAUGGUACAUGAAAUGAGACGUCUAACAGGUGGAAUUAGCACUAUGGUUGGAAAUAAUGAGGGUUCAGUUAUUAUUCAAGCAAAAGCACCUAAUUUAUUUGGAAGAGGAGAACGUCUUCAGAUGGAAUACUCUUAUGGUUCAAAAAGUUCAACUAAUAUAAGUAUAUCUGCUGUUAAACCAUUCAUAGGCAGUUGGCGCCAUAGAGUAUUAACUGGCAGUGUGUUUAACACAUCAAAUAGGUUCCCAUGGUCUGGUUUUAGUCAAUGUGAUAAAGGUUUAUUAUUAGAUAUUGCUUUUAACACAGAUGGGGCAGGUAUACUGAAGCAUAAUUUACAAUAUGAAGCUACAUAUAGGGAGAUUAUUUCGUCCAAACAAGCGUCGUUUCGCGUUAGAGAACAAUGCGGUCCAAAUUUGAAAUCUGCACUGCGACAUAUUUGUUCCAUCGAUAAAAGAGACUCGUUAAUAUUUCCUACUACGGGAAGUCUUGUACAAUUUUCGACAGAAAUAGCUGGUCUCGGAGGAGAUAUUGGAUUUGUUAAAAAUGAACUUAUCAUGCAAACUAAUUGGACACCUCAUGAAUAUGCAACCUUCCAGCUGGGUUUUCAAUCUGGAUUGCUUCGAGGAAUCAGCAAUGAUAUGAAAAUAAAUAUCGCCGAUCAAUUUUUCUUGGGUGGACCAUUGAAUCUUAGAGGAUUCGAUAUGAGAGGUUGUGGACCUCGCCACGAUGGAAAUUCAAUCGGAGGCGAUGUAUAUUGGGCACUUGCACUUCAUUUAUACACACCACUGCCAUUUAGACCCGGUCGUCACGGUUUCGGUGAUUUGUUCAAGUUACAUGGUUUCAUCAAUGGUGGAAAUGUAUCAAAUUUCACUUUCAAAUUUGCAAAUGAUUAUAAGGAAAAUAUGAAAAUUUUUAAGGAAAAUGUUCGUUGUGCAGUUGGCGGGGGUAUUGCGAUGAAACUUGGAAAUAUAGCGAGAGUAGAAUUAAACUUAGUUAUGCCUUUGUUAUUUGUCAGAAGCGAUGUAUUGCAACAAUUUCAAUUCGGGCUCGGAUUGCAGUACUUAUAAAUAACUUUUUGGGAUAGUAAAUUGUAUAUUCUAUACUAUUUUUAUGUCAAUCGUACGCAUUUAAUGUAAAAUAAAUUACAAUUAUAAAUUUAUUAUUCUUAUGAAGAAUACAUUCUAAUGCCAUUAGAGAUAAGUAUCAGCAAAAAGCAUUUCAAAUAAGAGUUAAUCCAAAUGUAUUUUCGGAAUUUUUUUACAUUCUAUUAUAUUACAAUUGUUUACAUAAGAUGAGCACAUAUAUUUCCUAGUUUGCAUCAAGUACGAAACCAACUACAAUUUUCUGCGAAAAGUCAGGGAUUGCAUCAAAGUAUGAUGAAUCAGUUUAUUAUGAUGCAUACUUGUUUGAAAUGAAUGAUUACAUAGUAUGGUUUGUCUAUAUUUUUGAAUAUUUAAGUGUAAUCAAUAAUAAAUAAAAUAUAAAUAAAAUGCAUAUGUUACUUUCCAAUAUCAGAUGUUAUCAAGGACAUAUCUUACAGAAUUGGGUUUACUUAUAGACUUUUAUCUUUCGUGAAUUAAUAGUCUAAAUGUAAAACGUAAAAUGUAAAAUGUAAAACGACAGACAGCGCCCCUGCGAUAAAUGAGUUAUAAACGACCCAUGCAGUAACCAGUUGAAAAUGGCCGCUUAGAAGUUAUAGUUCAAAUGUGUGUUAUAAUAAUGCGUCAUUUUACAAUGGAAUCCUCCGGAAUUAUUAAAGAAUUAAAGCGAAAUAUUGUAUCUGAAGUAACGAAAUUUAUCGAAUACCCAUUGUUAAAGCAUAGAAAGUGUGGUACAGGAAAAAAUCAGUUGUCAUAUUGCGAACAAAAUAUCCUACGUGAUUGUGGUUGUCGCGAUUGUGGAGGCUAUCUUUGUUGUA
Molecule: messenger RNA, 3156 nt
Organism: Bombus pyrosoma
Lineage: Eukaryota; Metazoa; Arthropoda; Insecta; Hymenoptera; Apidae
Product: sorting and assembly machinery component 50 homolog
Exons: 8
Coding region: 845-2305 (486 amino acids)
Biological process (GO): mitochondrial respiratory chain complex assembly; protein insertion into mitochondrial outer membrane
Cellular component (GO): SAM complex; outer membrane
Source: RefSeq, a predicted model, not a curated record